UUAGAGCUAAAGUGUUCAUGCAAAUUUUCAGAAUUUGCAAGAAUUUUACGACAUCUACUUUUGUAAAGAUUACUAGUUCAUUGAUACGAAAUGACUUUUUGUGAAUAAUAUUAUUUAUUUGUUUAAUAAGUUGAUAAUAUUCUACUCUGAGCUCAGUUCCGUUUGCCUUCCCGUCAAGUCAUGACUCAAUCGUUUGAAUAACAUUUUUUCAACGUUUUUCUAUUGACAUCAAAAAAGGAAUAAAACUUUGAAAAACAGCGUAAGAUAAGAAGUAGUAUUGAUAUUUCUGUAAAGGAUAUUUAAUAAGGCAAUAAUUAAUUUGUAAAAUUGUAGAUAAAAUCAUCUAUUUUUACUAAAUUACAAACAUUGAAGGAGGAAACCUUACAGAAAGACAGUUGAAGAUAAUGUCUGAAGAGCAUCAAUUACCAUCAGAUUCUGAUCAAGAUGAUGAAGAUUAUAUACCCGAUGGAGUCGAGCAAGACGUAUCAGAAGCCGAGUCUGACGAAGCCGUCGAAAGUGAAUCUGGACAGGAAGAUGAAAAUAAUGAGAACGAAAAAAAGUCGAAGAAGAAAAAAGGGAAACGUGGUAAACAAGGCAGAAAAAGGACUAGCAAGAAAGCAAAGGUAGACACUGAAACACAUGACAGUGAAAAGGAAGAAGAAGAGGAAGAAAAAAAACUUUUAACAGAAGAGGAAGAAAAAAAGAGAGCAGACUCUCUUUGGGCAGAUUUUAUGAAGGAUACAGGCUCGACAUUCAAACCGAAACCACAAAAUUCUACCAACAUAUCAUCCGGCCAACAAGAAAACAGCUCUCUGAAGAGGUCUAAGACUGAAGAAAAAGUAAAAAUAACAAAGGUAUUUGAAUUUGCUGGAGAAGAAGUUAGGAUUGAGAAGCAAGUGGCUGCUGAUUCUGCUGAGGCUCGUUUAGUUCUUAAUUCUUCAGGAGACAAAUCGGCAGAUCGAUCAGCACCACUUGAUGAUAAGAAGAAUAAACCAGCUCGACGAGGUGGAGGACUUGGUGGAAUUUCAUCAGUUCUUGGACAAAUUGGCAAAAAAACCAAAAUAAGUACUUUAGAAAAAUCCAAACUUGAUUGGGAUAAUUUUAAAAAAGAAGAAAACAUCGAUGAAGAAAUAAAUACAUAUAAUAGAGGAAAAGAUGGAUAUCUUGAACGUCAAGAUUUUCUUCAACGAGCAGAUCUCAGACAAUUUGAAAUUGAAAAGAACCUCAGGACAAUUGCCAGGAGGAAUAAUCGAUAAAUAAAUUAUGAUUUGUUUGACUUAACUAUUUUCAUCAAUAUUGUGUGACAGUAUCGUGAAUGAAAAACUAAAAGCUGCUUUUCCAGCUAGCAAAAGUAUUAAUCAUUCCAAUACGUUGAUAGUACGUAGUUAAUUAUUUCAAACAAUAAUGUGAUUUACCACUACUAUACAUAUUUAACUGUUAAAUCGAUUAAUUUUGUGCUAAUUUAAAUGAUAAUGUGGUUGAAGAAAUCAUUUAAUGAUUCUUGUCAUACUUUUCUAAAACAUCUGACUAUUCAAGCUAUCGUGCAGUCUAUUAUUAAAUAGAAAGAUGUUCAAGAAAAUUUACAGUUAAGACUUUCAAGUCUUAUGUUUUACCUUAAUGAUGCUCAGGUGAUACUUUUCACAUUUGUAAUCUUGCUAAAACAUACACAAUAAAUAUGCGAUGCUGCCGA
This is a messenger RNA of Chelonus insularis, 1690 nucleotides long. RefSeq names its product craniofacial development protein 1 (gene Yeti). The record is from RefSeq and is a predicted model, not a curated record. Lineage: Eukaryota; Metazoa; Arthropoda; Insecta; Hymenoptera; Braconidae. Gene Ontology annotation, cellular component: Swr1 complex. The transcript is spliced from 3 exons. Bases 405 to 1256 code for a protein of 283 amino acids.